Molecule: messenger RNA, 5406 nt
Organism: Trichoderma citrinoviride
Lineage: Eukaryota; Fungi; Ascomycota; Sordariomycetes; Hypocreales; Hypocreaceae
Exons: 7
Coding region: 1-5406 (1801 amino acids)
Source: RefSeq, a predicted model, not a curated record
AUGUCGACGAUUGAGAGCCGCGUGGAAGCCUUCGUCUCCCGCCUGAAGGCGGCGCCUUCAUUUGAUUCGAGACACGCUUCUGUAGCCUUGGGCCAUAUUCUGGGCUAUGAUGAUACUCUUCACCCCAUCCAGACUUUCGUCAGUGAUUACCCUGGCCCCAUGUCCAACGACGAGAAAGAGCGCUACAAACAGGACAUCUACCACCGAGCAGGACCGAAUGCCAAAGACAGAGUCGCAAAGCUCGCAGUGGGCACAUUUGCUUUGGCAUGCAAUAGGCUGCAGGAUGAGUUCGGAUUUUGGUCUUCUGUCGACGAUCUCCUGACAAUCUCCAGUGUCCUUGUCGAGAACCUCAACGGUAUCCAACUUCCACGCCUUGAUGAGCUUGCCAAUGACAAUGCUUUCUUCGAAGCCUAUAAAAUGGAGAUUACAGCACCCGGGUUUGCAAAGAGUGUCCAAAGUUACUUGAGAAAUGGGGGAUCAGCCAACUAUCGGACAAAUUUGGUUUUCGCGUACGAAUAUCUACGAAGAAAAGCAAACCCGGAAGUGAUUACCAACAUACGCAAGGACAGUGAAAUCGCUGACGUGGUAGCCGCUUGGCUUGACCAUACUCCCGCUUCCACAGAAGCUGAUACGAUCGCCAAUGUCCUCAAGAAGAUUAUCACUCCAUCGGGAUCUGUGGAUACCAGCAUACUCAAGGAUCCGAAAGUAUUUGCCGAGGAACUGUUUGGCAUCAUCCAGUCAGUCACUGCCGUGUUUGCGCCGGAUAACCACUUGGAUCUGGCUGCGUUAGACACGUAUGAGCUUGUCAUCCGUUCUGCUCUUCCUCUCAACGCCGUCCUCCCAAGAGCCAGUUUCGGGUCUUUGGAGGAGGCUUUCAAGCCACUGGGUCUUGAUCUUUGGCAGGCUUGGGACGAACAAAUCAACAUCAUGAAGACGAUCUGUGAACGGCAGCUGCUGUUGAAGCAGACAACAAACAGGACAGUCGAUACCUACGGCGGAAAUAUCGCCUAUGUUAUGCGACACUGGAAAGAUACAGGCCUAUUCAAGAUGACAUACAACAACAGCCGUGCGACACCAGGAUCUGAGAACCCCAUUUCUGGCUGCUUCCGAGCCGGUACUAUGGUCUGGGCGCGUGACGAGCAGAAGCCCAUCGAAUCGUUCGUGGAGAAUGAUCAAGUGUUGACGCGUGCUGAUAGUGGUGAGUAUGGAAUAUGCUCAGACGAGAAGGUCAUGGUGCCUACAUCUGGGAACAUCGUGUUGUUUGGGAUCAACGAGCUGGAGCCCUUUGUCACAGCGAACCACGUUUUCUAUACAACAACCGGUCUUCGCGCCAUUGAUCCAAUUGCUGCGCAGCACGAGAAUCCCUGGCUCCAAGUUGGAGCCCUCAAGAUGGGGCACGUGUUGCUGAGGACAUCUGAUGGGAAGAGCUACGAGAGAGUUCCGGUUGGAAGAAUCACCAGUGCCUCCGUUCCCUGCGAGUCUGUUCACGGGCUCCACCUCAGGUCUGGACUUCGCAGCUACCAUGCAAACGGCUACCUUGUCCAUCUCAACUACCCGGAGAUCACCAUCGCCAGUAUUGGCAAACUCUUGCGCAACAUGCCUACGUACCAAAGAUCGCAGCUGUUGCAGAAUAUCAAAGAACUUCAACCGAUCUUCUCGAAAUUUGGUGCCGGUUUUGUGUCAGAUCUUCUGGGCAAAGAACUCAAGGAUCCGCAGCUGCUGGACAGCAUGCGUCCCAAACCUCGAGAUACACCACUACCAGAGACUCUGAAAUUCCAAACGCGGGACUAUACUCUCAGCGAGUCAAGAACGGGGAUUGCCGACUUUCCUCAUCGACUUCCGAUGCUCCAGCUUCGAGAUGGAGUGGUUUUCCUCGACGGCAGUUAUUGUGAACGUGCCAAAGUCACAGACCGGGAGAUCGCCUGGUCACGCCCCAUUGGCGAUGUCUGGGAGCAUUGCUAUUGUCGCCUCAACGGCGAGAAGCAGAAGUUCACUGGGACUGCCCUCUGUUGGUACGACAGCGAGGAGAUACCGCAAGCCGUGACGGGCAAACUGCGACGGCUUCGAGUCACCUCGACGACGGUACAUCUGAUUACGGAACCAGAGAUGAAGUGGGAGGCCCAAAGCCUGUCCACAACAGAAUCGAUGACGAUGCAGUCAAACUCCAAAGACGUUCAUCUUGGCAGCCAGGCCCAGGGUGUCUCUGAUGAUGAACCGCGGUCUUCAAGCGAGAAGGAGCGUACUCCCCAGUCCAACUAUGACCUGCUUUACGAUCUUGUGCCAUACGAAGAGGAGUCACAAACUCCGCAGCUGAGCAAGUACUUGGGUCUGACGUGGGAAAUUGUCGGCGAUUCGGAAAACGUCGAAACCCAGACCUUCAGAAUUCCAGCACUGGACGACCUUGCACAGAAACGGACUCAGAUACUCAAGGAAGCCGGCUCUGAGUUUUCUGUGCGCCCUUACUACCACAGUGAGAUAUUCAUGGACGAGAAAAGAAACACGAUGGUCAUGCUGCAAAUGGACUUUCCCGAGUUGCUUGCCAUGGCGGCCGACCAGCACAGCAGCGAUGACGACACUGCUCUUCAGUAUGAGAACCUGACUUUCAAAAAGUCUGAAUCCGACUUGUCUUUACCCUUCAUAUUCUCCCGGGCGACGUUCACGUUGGACUACAAGGACGACCGAAUCCAGAGUGGAAUUCUGCGAAAGUACAACCCGGAGAUGAGGGACAAUGACGGUGUGCGAUACAGGGUCUUCGGCGGGAGAGUCAACCGUGUAAAGCCAGAAGAACGUCUCUGGGUCUCGCUGAGCGUAUCUGCGGAUUUGAAGCCUGGCCAGACACACGCCAAAGUUGGCUCAAUCUUUAGCCCGAUUCAGUCCAAUAUCCUUGACCCUGGCGACCUCUUCACGCUGACCAUUAACGACAUGGAAAUCAAGCAAGAAGCACAGAAAAUUAUCCAUCUAGCCAUGUCUUAUCACAUGGACAAAGAUGAUCGCAAGACCUUCUUAGGCCAGCAAGAUCCUCCGGGUCUCAGCGAUGAUCCCGAAAGGCCCGACUUGCUCCCCACGGAGCUAUCCACCCUGGACGAUCACCUCAAAGUCUGGCUCAAGAAGACCUAUGCCAAUGCCUUCAUCGCGUGGAACUGGUCCCAACGCAGUGAGGACGAUCAGAAGAAGGCGAAAGCCAAGUUCAGCCAAGAAGAUCGGGACAAGCUCAACUACUUUUGGAAGGGCAAAGGGAAGAGUUGUCUUGCACACCAGCCGGAGUUCGAGGAACUCAACCGGAUCGCGACAAGGUUAGCCAUUCGCCGCAAAGUCCCGCGUGUCACGCAGUACUUGAAUGACUUUACGAAGCUUGACCCCGACGACGAGCUCCUCCAAGCACAUCCUGAGAUGAAGAACAUGACUGGUGGCGAGAAGUGGGCCCAGAAACUCUUUUACAACUGCCUCACAGAUGAUGUUGCAGAUGUACUCGUGAACGAUAUGAAAGUUGCUGAUGCCUCAUCUAUCAACAAUAAGCUCAAUAAGAUAUGCACAUUGCUUGCUACUUUGGCUCCUCAGUCGAAACUGAGUGACGAUGCCCUCGAUGUUCGGCUUUCGAGCGCUAUCAAGGAUCGUUACCGGAAGAGACACACUCUUAACUGCAGCUAUAUCGGCGACGCUGAUAAAUUGGCUGGUAACAUCAGGGCGACCGUCCGGUUCACUAUACACUCAGUGCUUGACGGAACUGCCAAUCUGAGCGCGGAAAUGAAAGCCGAGAUGCAGGCGCAUCUCAACGAGAUUGAUGCCGAGGCGAACGGCACCAGCGUGAACCAGCAGACUGCAGCAAAAACCAAACGGAUCGUCGACAACAUCGCUGGCCAUAUUGUAAAUGGCGCGAAGACGUCCACAACCGAUGCGGCAUGGAAGAUACUCGACUACAUGAAGAAGGAGUGGUCUCAGCCAGGACAAAAGUUCAAAUGGAUGGCCACUAUGGGUACGAUCAUAACAGUUUCUGCGAGUCUGACUUACCUCAUGAGUUCAUGGGGCGAAUGGAAACAGUUCGGCACCAAAGAACUGGAUUGGUUUGAUCAAUCUCGAAUGCUUACAGAGGCCGCACAGGCAUUUUCAGGGCUUGCUCUAGCCGCCGUGCACUUCAAGCGCCUUUGGAACGGUGCCUCAAGUAUAAACAGCAUCGGGAGAGAGAUUCAGGCUAUUGCAGGCCGGAACAUGGAAUACGUUGGCCACAAUGCUGCCAAUAAUGCAGCUGCGAUGGCUCGAGCGAGGAUAGGAGCUCCGCCACAACUUGGGCCUGGUGGUCUUGUUGCUCGCCGACACAGCUUGGAAUCACAAGGCCUCAAAGCACUGGGAGGUGGGCAGCCGGGCUUGGCUGCCCGCAGGCUGUCCAUCCAGGAGAAGCUUGUCUCAUUUCGUCCUGGUGAGUUGGUGCAUCCCGAAAUCCCACCUAUGGAAAAGGAGGUGGAAGAGCUGUCUGAAGGCAUUCGGAAGAACUACAACAAGACUGGAUUGGCGAUUCAAGCCUUUGCUAUCGUCCUCGGACUCCUCAUGUUCGUCCACUCUGCUAUCGCUGUUUGGAGAAACCGCAAAAACCUUGACCCAUUCGAAUACUGGGUCCAUGUGGUACAGAUCAUCUUUCAGUUUAUCAGUGUCAUGGUCGAUAUUUGGGCCCUUUUCAAGUUCGUUCCGCCUCAGGUCACGAUUACAUUGAUCAUCAUUGGUUUCAUUUUCAUGGCCAUCCUCUGGAUAUACCAGACUUGGAUCAAGGAACCCAAACCCGGACCCAUUCAAGUCUGGUACGAGAAAACCGGAGCUCCGCUUGUCAACGCACUACCUAAAGCUCCGCCAAGCAUGUGCGAGUGGUCAUUGCAGAACGGGAACGUCAAUGUCGGCAAGGACUCGACCAUCACCAUAGUCGGCAAAGGGCGCUCUGAUAGUACUGCCGUCCGCGAACGAUGCAAGACCAUCUAUUGUAAAUUUUCCGUCUCGCCAACUUCUCCGAAGGCUCUUUUCCGGUUCGACGACUACUUCUCAGAGAGUUCUGAUGAACAGGUCAACGUCAACAUGAACCAAGUGAAGAUAUCAAUACCGGCAUCCUUGAAGGAGAAAGCAAUAUACGGAGUCGGACACCCCGAAACUGGCCUCUCGGAACAUACUUGGAUGACCCCGACAGUUUCUGGGAAAGAAGCGAGAAAGAACAGGAAGACUAAAGAGAUACUACCUGCGACAUAUCUCUCGGUCGGCCAUGGCGAGGAGAUUGUUUUCACUAUCAGGGGAUUAGGGGCAAAGAAGGACCUCGAGAGCAAGACUCCUGAGCGGUAUACCAUAACGAUUACUGAAACCUAUGAAACGGCUGAUGGUCUGCCAUCGGAGGUUGUGGAAACAGAGUUGGUUAUCACGAAGCAGGACUAG